AUGGAAGGCAGGGAUACACUGGCAGGCCUUCGUGGCCUUUACCAGGAUCUUUCUGCGCUUUCAGACUCGUCGUUUGUAAACAUUGAACGACUUCGUAUCGAGUUGGAGGCUCAUAUUGAAGAUUUCAGGAAACUCCUGGACAAACCCACGAAGAACAACACAAGUCGGCAGACCGUUCUCUCAGGGAAGAUUACAGUCGAUGAUGUCGAAUAUUCAAUUAAUCAGGACUUCCAACAAGGAGCGCUACAGCUCGCGGAUGCUCUCAACAUUGACGAACUGGAAGCGGCAGUCUUGUUCCUCGCUGCCCAAGAGGAAGCCCAGAUGCUGGAUAGGCCUCCUUUGAUUGCGGCGAUCAUGCGCUUCCAUGAGCGUCGGCACUUUCUUCUCGAAUGCUUGCGUCUCAUUCUACAAGAAACGUUUGAGGUUGAAAGAGAAGUGACACAAGCUCUUAUGCAAGAAAUGGUGGCUUUUGUUGUUGAGAUCAAAAACGGGCCAUUGAGGAACGCAUCACUCUAUGCGCGGAAGUGCAUGAAAUCGAUGGAGGAAAUCGAGGGGUGGCUGCUACUCCUUGGGGAGCAGGUGCAGAAAGCUUCGAUUGUUGGUCAAACAGGGGAUCGGGACGUGAUGGAGGCUAUUGAAUAUCAACGCAACAGCCUGCAGCAACAACAUGAGUCGCUGGGGGCAAUAAUAUGCUACUUCUUCAAGGGCCCUUACACCAGCCCGGAGGACCUCCGAGUGCUUCUCACACGACUGAGGAAGCUCGACCGAAUCGAUGGCCUUCUAGUCCACUACAUUCCUGCUAUGAUCUCUUCAUUCGUUCAGCAUGGCUCUCCCGAGCGGUCCAAUUCUUACAAAGAAGCGAGAAGUCUACACACAGCUGUUACUUCCACCAAGGACGGUCAAAACUGGAAGUUACCGACAUUUCAUGCUGCUGUAGUUGCGCUUUGGCUAGCAGUGUACAGCGGCUGGGAUAUUGAUGGGCCUUCAUCGCCUGUGCAAGGAGUUGACCUCGAUAAAGAGGCAGAAGAACGCACGAAGAUGUUCAUGACUGUCUUAGACGAUGGAGGAUUGGAAUUCCUGCUUGCUGUUUGCGCCAGCGUAAACAAUGAAGAAUGGACCGAUCCUGCCCGUCGCGAACUCGUAACUCUCCUGUUGAAGGAGGGUGCAUCGGCAAAUCUGGAGCUAGGAUCAUGUGCUGGAUUCCUUAAGACUCUAUUGAUGGAGAAUCUUGAAGCCUUCGUUGAAUCAUGCAUCGCUAAUAUGCCAGAUGCCGUUCGCAAGUUGAAAUCUGAAGAGGAUAUGCAGCGCUUAGAUCAAAUAACUGCCCUCAGGGAUGGCCUGACAUCCAGCCAUCAUCGCGGCCUGGUGGAAGCUCGGACGCAUCUUGAGUCGUUUCUCAUAAUCAUGGCAUUUGCCUUUGAUGGUCGACCGGACGCGGCUCAGGAAUUCUGGGCUGAUCCGGAUGGCAAUCUGUAUGGUUUCCUUCAAUGGGCGUCUAAGAGACAGACGGUACCAAGAGUCAGUGCAUUCUGCGAGUUGAUAUGUUCUAUUUCAGGGGGCGAAGAAAAUGCCGCCGCAGCGCAACGUUUCCUGUCUGAAGAAGACAAGUUCUUGUCGGCCAAGUUCAAGCGGUCUACCUCUAUGAAUUGGUCCCAGAUGUUUGCUGAGCUUCAACUAUACGCAAGUAGGGUCAAUGAGAAGCCCGUCGCGUCUCAGUCUGUUCUGCGUGCUCGAAAGACGGAGCCAGUCGACAUGAGCGAACCGGAAAGUCCUGUCAUGCUGACAUGCUAUCUCCGAUUGAUGGGUCAUCUGUGUAGACAAAGCGCAUCCAUCAGGGAAUGGAUGCUUCAUCACCCGUCAAAUAAUAUUGUCAGCACCUUGUUAACAUUAUGCAGCGGCCCAGUACCCACUCAUCUAAGGGCCACUGUGUUCACAACCCUCGCAGCUUUAAUGACGGGAAGAUCCUCCCACAAUGGCAAUGAGAUGUGGCUUUCACUUGAUCAGUGGAUUUCUGGAGGUGCUACGAGUGCUUCUGGUCUCGGCAAAGUGCCCAUAGUCUCGAAUCCACUGGUUUGGCACGAGCAUCAGGCCUUCCAGAAGAUAGGCGAAAGCUUUGACCAGGCCAAUGCCUUUGUCGUCUUAAUCUACUCGCUUGUUUCUCCCACAUCGGAUUCGGCUGACUUCCAUCUUUCCUUGCCUUUCCCUGAAUCUUUGGGGUCAUCUUAUCGUAUGCCUGGUAUCGAGCCAUACAUUGACUUCGUUCUGGGCCAGGCUUUGUCCAGAAAGGUUCCGGAUUUAAGCGAACGCCAGACUCGUCUUUUAACUUACAACUGCUUGGAUUUUAUCAUCACCUGCCUCAAGUCGUUCAAUGAGAGCAUAGUCACUGUUCUCAGCCAACCCGCUGUCAGCGCUGAGCUCAGCUUGAAAACGUCUUCGCUGGUUACUUAUAUCCGUCUUCAUCCAUUUGCCCGUGUAGCUGAAUGGCUUUUCAACGAAGAUGUGAUCAAAGCCCUCUUUGCGACUGCUCAACAAGACGCAACCGAAGUUGCUAAUGCCGCAUCUGAUUCGGUCCUUGUUCAAUGCUUGGUCAAAAGUCUUGAGGUCAUGGAUCUCAUCUUGGACCUCCAGUCGACCUACUUUGAUAUUGUUCGGCCGUCGAUCAAGUCUCAGGCGGGUGGAAGCAGGCUCAACGUUGCGAAUUCGUCACUCUCCGCCUUCGAGGACAGUGUCCUGAAUCAUUUGACGAUAAUCCCAGCCCUGAGCCUUUAUUGCGGGGCUGGUCAUGAGCAGCUGACAGUGACAUCAAUGGCGCUUCUGGAGAAAUUGUCAAGCUCCAGGAAGCUGAACAAGAUGUCAUCACCAGAGCUGUUGAAAUGGCAAUCUGCAAACAAAAUCGUGGAAGUGUUGAGCACAGAAGUGGACGUGGACAGUGUUUCGCGGCCACUAGUAUCGCAAAUGCAGCCUGAAUUGAGGGAGUUAGAACUCGGCUCGCGAUCCUCUGGGUAUAUCAUCAGAGAGAAUCUGCUGGCACUUCUCAAUAGUUGUCUGGGCGCGAUCACAGACCGCCCAACCAUUGCUCAUCUUCUCCUUGGGUUCAGGAGUGUUGGCACCAUGCUUGACGUUGCCCCGAAUAGUCUGUUCGCUGAGGGAAUGUCACUGUUGCAUGCUAUCAUCGGUUUCCUGCAGAGCUAUCCCGAUGCACUAGAAGGCAAUAUUCUUGCAUGGAUGGUUCAUUUGAGACGUAUGGCUUUCGAAGUCCUCAAGCAUUUAUGGUCAUCCAAAAUCUCAUCCCCUUUCACACUUCUGGAGAUGCGCUCGAGCCGUUUUCUCCUCAACAUGUUUGCCAAUCAACCUAUAAUUGGACCAAACACUUUGUUUGACGGCUUGUCUAUCAUGGAAGAAGAGUUCUGGAUUUCUGAAUCAGCUUCUGCUCUGGCAGAAUUCUUGCUCUACCGGAGUUACUUGUAUGCUUAUGCCACCACCGAGAUUCGUUCCGCUGCGAAAUUGGGCUCGCAAACACUUCAGACAAACAUCCUCUCAACAUUGCUUGGAAACUCGACGACGGAGUCGGGAGAAAUGAUACUUAAUCCCACUGUGUUCGAUCUCUUUGACUUUGCUGACCUUGAUCUCAGCCAACGAUUCCAGCCACCCAAAUUAGUCUUCCUUGACGGCAUCGGCGUCGACUUGUGUGCCAAAUCGCAAGCAGACGAGUCUCUUGUCCUCUAUAAUCUCGCAGAAGUUGCAGAAUUGAUCCAGAUCAGAAAGGAAGAGUUAAUAUCAAAUGGGCAAUUGCGGCCUCAGGAUGAAGAACAAUUUCAGGCUGAGGCUGAGAGUUUGACAUUGUUCAUUCGCGCAACGAAUCAAGCAAGGCAAAUCGUUUUCAACUGUUACUUCGCUCUUCGGUCAUGGACAGAGCUCAUUAAGACAAUGCUUGCUUGUUCAGAAAUCGAGGAUGGCCGGAAAUCAACUUUCAUCCUCCAUUCAAUUCAGCUGAUUCUUCCUAAGCUUGAAGCUGCCAUUGAGGACGACCUUCCGGAGGCGCUUGGGCUCGCACAACUGGCUGAGACUCUCAUCAGUAGCUUAGAGCCGACAAGCACAAGUACACACGCGGUCCGGCGAAGUGGAGACAUUAUCGAUGAGAAACUUCAUCAGCUGUUUCAAAUAUGCAUACGAGGGAUUAUUCUUGCAACCGGCAAUGUUCAUCUGAGGGAAACAUUUUAUAAUAUUGGGUCUCAGUAUAUCAACCGUAUCGUUUCUGCCGAUGCAGUCAACCAAAACUCGAAACACCACAGCCAGCAUGUCAUCAAAACAGCUAGCCCUACCCUGAUUGAGACCACCUGCGAUGACGCGUAUGCUGGUCAAGAAGCAUGCCGGGUAUCAGCUCUUUUGUUUCUCAAUCUGCUCGCGUGUCUCGACCAGAAAACAGAUUCUUCUUUGGCGGAGGCGAUAUCCCAAUCAAAUUACCUAAGUCUGUUCUUGGACGCUGUCAGAGCGCUACCCAUAGAAUUGAAAAAUGCUCAAGCAAGCGAUACGCCAUCCUUAUUGUCAUAUUACGAGUCCUUGCUAUCCUUGUUGCAGCGACUCUGCCAAACAAAGAAUGGAGCAAUUCAUGUCCUAAAAACUGGCCUCUUCCAGGCUGUCCGUGAUUCAAGGCUUUUCACCGCUGACCCCGACCUGGGUAUCGAUAUCGAUAACCCAGAUGCUCUUCGCAAGUAUUAUGAUCUCCUUGGCUCAGUACUCCGGGUUAUUAUCUCGGCUGUAUUUUCUCGGGGGCUUCACAAUGAGCAAAUGUUAGAGCAAACACGAGCUUUCCUUGCUGAGAACAGACAGAGCAUGGUCGGUAUCUUUAAGCGCUUCGCCAAUAUUGGGGGAGCAGGUGCUGCUGAACAUCACGAAGCGCUAAGUGAAUUGGCCAAAUGCUAUAUGACACUUGUCACUACAACAGAUUUCCUGGAAUUUGAGGAUGAGGAAGUGAAGGAAUUGUCCCGUCCUACAUUAUUUUCCUAG
Messenger RNA from Aspergillus clavatus NRRL 1, 5007 nucleotides. RefSeq names its product nuclear pore complex Nup192/Nup205 family protein. Gene Ontology annotation, cellular component: nuclear pore; nuclear pore inner ring. NCBI's taxonomy places the organism in Eukaryota, Fungi, Ascomycota, Eurotiomycetes, Eurotiales, Aspergillaceae. Gene Ontology annotation, biological process: nuclear pore organization. The transcript is spliced from 5 exons. Bases 1 to 5007 code for a protein of 1668 amino acids. The record is from RefSeq and is a predicted model, not a curated record. Gene Ontology annotation, molecular function: structural constituent of nuclear pore.